GUAUUUGCGUGCGGCGGAGGUGGCGGCGCGGGCUGGUCGGAGCUCCGGGUUGCUGAUUCUGGCGCUCCUGUGGCCGCCGUAGCAGUCCCGCUGCCUUGGACCGCCGAGCCGACGAGGCGCCGGCUCCAGCACCUCGGCACCGGCCGCAGCUCGGCGCGGGGCCCGGCGGGAGGGUGGGCGAGCGCGUGUCCGAGGGCGCCGCGCGGGCGGGCGGGCGGGCGCCCGUGAGGGAAAGAGGCGGGGGUGGUGGGGCAGCCGCGGGCCGGGCCGGCCGGGGGAUGUCGAUGCCUGACGCGAUGCCGCUGCCCGGUGUCGGGGAGGAGCUGAAGCAGGCCAAGGAGAUCGAGGACGCCGAGAAGUACUCCUUCAUGGCCACCGUCACCAAGGCGCCCAAGAAGCAAAUCCAGUUUGCUGAUGACAUGCAGGAGUUUACCAAAUUCCCCACGAAGACUGGCCGACGAUCUUUGUCUCGCUCUAUCUCUCAGUCCUCCACUGACAGCUACAGUUCAGCUGCAUCCUACACAGAUAGCUCUGAUGAUGAGGUUUCCCCCCGAGAAAAGCAGCAAACCAACUCCAAGGGCAGCAGCAAUUUCUGUGUGAAGAACAUCAAGCAGGCAGAAUUUGGACGCCGGGAGAUUGAGAUUGCAGAACAAGACAUGUCUGCUCUGAUUUCACUCAGGAAACGUGCUCAGGGGGAGAAGCCCUUGGCUGGUGCUAAAAUAGUGGGCUGUACACACAUCACAGCCCAGACAGCGGUGUUGAUUGAGACACUCUGUGCCCUGGGGGCUCAGUGCCGCUGGUCUGCUUGCAACAUCUACUCCACUCAGAAUGAAGUGGCUGCAGCACUGGCUGAGGCUGGAGUUGCCGUGUUUGCUUGGAAGGGCGAGUCGGAAGAUGACUUCUGGUGGUGUAUUGACCGCUGUGUGAACAUGGAUGGGUGGCAAGCCAACAUGAUCCUGGAUGAUGGGGGAGACUUAACCCACUGGGUUUAUAAGAAGUAUCCAAACGUGUUUAAGAAGAUCCGAGGCAUUGUGGAAGAGAGCGUGACUGGUGUUCACAGGCUGUAUCAGCUCUCCAAAGCUGGGAAGCUCUGUGUUCCAGCCAUGAACGUCAACGAUUCUGUUACCAAACAGAAGUUUGAUAACUUGUACUGCUGCCGAGAAUCCAUUUUGGAUGGCCUGAAGAGGACCACAGAUGUGAUGUUUGGUGGGAAACAAGUGGUGGUGUGUGGCUACGGCGAGGUGGGAAAGGGCUGCUGUGCUGCUCUCAAGGCCCUUGGAGCAAUUGUCUAUAUCACAGAAAUUGACCCCAUCUGUGCUCUGCAGGCCUGCAUGGAUGGUUUCAGAGUGGUAAAGCUAAAUGAAGUUAUCCGGCAAGUUGAUGUCGUAAUAACUUGCACGGGAAAUAAGAAUGUGGUGACACGGGAGCAUUUGGAUCGCAUGAAAAACAGUUGUAUCGUGUGCAAUAUGGGCCACUCAAACACGGAAAUUGAUGUGACCAGCCUUCGAACUCCGGAGCUGACGUGGGAGCGAGUUCGUUCUCAGGUGGAUCAUGUCAUCUGGCCAGACGGCAAGCGCGUCGUCCUUCUGGCAGAGGGUCGUCUGCUCAAUCUGAGCUGCUCCACAGUUCCCACCUUUGUUCUGUCCAUCACAGCUACGACACAGGCUUUGGCACUGAUAGAGCUCUAUAAUGCGCCUGAGGGACGAUACAAACAAGACGUGUACUUGCUUCCUAAGAAAAUGGAUGAGUACGUGGCCAGCUUGCACCUGCCAUCAUUUGAUGCCCACCUGACCGAGCUGACAGAUGACCAAGCAAAGUAUCUGGGACUCAACAAAAAUGGGCCAUUCAAACCCAAUUAUUACAGAUACUAACGGACCAGAUUACCAAGGACCAGUCCACCUGAACCACACGACUCUAAAAGAAAUAUUUUUAAGAUAACUUUUAUUUUCUCCUUAAUCUUUUCCUCUUGAUUUUUUUUUUUUCCUGUAAUUUCUUUCUUGUUUUUUCAUCUCAUUGUCCAAGUUCUUGCAGACCACACAGGAACUUGCUUCAUGACUCUUUAGAUGAAACUGAGAUUCAAGGUUUCUCACCCUAGUGACUAAAGAAAGAUUUUACUCUCCCAGCCCAGAAAGGUGAUUCUUUCUUUACCGUUUCUGGGGACUUUAUAGUCUUAAUUGGGUACCUUAUUAACAGGAAAUGCUAAGGUACCUUCUAUGUGGAACAAUCUGCAAUGUCUAAAUUGCCUUAAAAGAGCCCAUUUCUUAGCUGCUGAAAUCAGUGCUCUUUCACUUCUUCAGAGGAGCAGGGAUGGUACCUACCAGGCAGGUAGGUGAGUUGUAGGUGGUGCAUGUUAAUUUCCCCUAGGUGUUCCAAGCCCUGUUUCCGAUGGAAAGGUGGUAUGUUUGGCUCAGAGAUACGUACUAGUGAAUGUUGCUUGUUAAGAUCCACUAGGCCCACUUGGAUUUAGUACAGCUCUUCCUCCACUCCCACCAGACCCUCUCAUUUUUCAGGUUUUUAACCAGACUUUACUCUGUUUUGUCCCCUAGCAUUUAUUUCUUUUGUUUUGUUUUUUGUUUUGGGGUUUUUUUUAUAUAUAUAUAUAUAAGUAAGAAAAAUGUUUAGUCUUAAUACAGAGGAGCUGCUUGAGUGGUUAGUUGUUAUCAGUUUAUCUUUUGAACCUUUGGAGCUAAAAGUGCAGAGUUGAAUCUAGAGAAAUGCUGAUCUCAAACUCUGAUAAUCCCUCUGUUUUAGCCCAUAGUUUAUAGCAUCAAUGAACUGGGGCCGUAACAGCAAAUUUUAUCAGCUCUGCCCCAUCAGCUUGUGCUGAAAGCAAAUUUCUUGAGCCAUUACUCAGUAUAAGGCACUGAGCUCUCUCUUUAGGAUUUAUCCUUUAAGAGCAAAUUUCUGGUUAGCUGUGCUUCUGCAAUUUAAAAUAUUUAAAGGGAGGUAGAUGUGGAUGGAAGGAGGAUGGGUAGUUGGGCCAGGGUGAGAGAAAUUAAUUCCGUGUAACUUGUCUGGGACUUCAGGCCCCAUACAACAUUAGUUUUACAGAAGCGGUACCACUUUUAAUUGACAGACGUCACAGAGAGUUUAUGAACUGAGUCUUAAGGGCAGUUUGUACAUAGAGAAAGUAAUCAGUGUCCUGGCUCAUGCUCGGAAAGAAUCUGCAGAGAGGUUCUCUCAGAGAUCAGAAAGGUGUGUUCCCAAGCCAUGCACCCUGCUCACCAGCAUUUCUGCAUGGUCAGACGAGCUUUAUGCUCAUGAGCUUUAACUGUAUAAUUACCCAGGAUUGUAAACCCUCAACUUGUUCUAGCUUGUGAUCCUUCAGAGUUGGAUCAGGCGUUAGUUCUAGGUACUAGAAAUGUUCAUUUCCCUAUCGCCAUUGAUCAGAGACAAAUAAUUAAAAACCAGAAAUAUGAAAAGGAAAGCUUUCACCCUGUGACUUCCUAACUGGGGACAGUGAUCUUGCCAAAACUUUUUCCCCUUCCCUCUCCCAUUUCUCUCCACCCAGCCCCUUCCCACUCCUUGCCAGUGUGACCAUGCUUUUCUUCUCUGUAGAUGCUAACGGUUCAAGCCCCCUUUCCCAGGGCAUUUAACCAGCCAAUCACAACAGCACAUCCUUUAGGAGAGGUAACCUGGCUGAGAGUGGUAUCCAUCACGUCAGUUCUGCUGGAGGGAAGGGGCCCAGGUCCUGCUGCCCUUGGCCUGCUCCCUGCUCCCAUAUCUAUUACUGUGUCCGUAGGAAUACUAGGUAAGGGCUCCGUCUCUGUCAGCCAUGUAAUGAAGGACAUUGUGGGAAAAUGUCUGGCAUCAGAGGGAGCGUGUGGAGAGCAACUUGGGAGGAACAAGUUUAUUUUGUAUUGAAUGAUUUUUAAUGAAUGCAAUAUUAAUCCUUGCAGAUGAGCAAUAAUCAUUAAAGUCAAUUAAAAUGAUAAGACCUU
This is a messenger RNA of Sus scrofa (pig), 3941 nucleotides long. It is a transcript of the gene AHCYL1, whose product is annotated as adenosylhomocysteinase like 1. Gene Ontology annotation, biological process: L-methionine cycle. NCBI's taxonomy places the organism in Eukaryota, Metazoa, Chordata, Mammalia, Artiodactyla, Suidae. Gene Ontology annotation, cellular component: cytosol. The record is from RefSeq and is marked provisional.